This is a messenger RNA of Pipistrellus nathusii (Nathusius's pipistrelle), 1428 nucleotides long. The record is from the annotation of a GenBank genome assembly. NCBI's taxonomy places the organism in Eukaryota, Metazoa, Chordata, Mammalia, Chiroptera, Vespertilionidae.
AUGCCCAUCCGUGCGCUCUGCACCAUCUGCUCCGACUUCUUCGACCACUCGCGCGACGUGGCCGCCAUCCACUGCGGCCACACCUUCCACCUGCAGUGCCUGAUCCAGUGGUUCGACACAGCACCAAGUCGGACCUGCCCGCAGUGCCGAAUCCAGGUUGGCCGAAGGUCCAUCAUCAACAAGCUCUUCUUUGACCUUGCCCAGGAGGAGGAGGGUGCCUUAGAUGCAGAAUUCUUAAAGAAUGAGCUGGAUAACGUCAGAGCCCAGCUUUCCCAGAAAGAGCGGGAGAAGCGGGACAGCCAGGGCAUCAUCGACACCCUGCGGGACACGCUGGAGGAGCGCAACGCCGCCGUGGAGUCUCUGCAGCGGGCCCUGGACGAGGCCGACAUGCUGUGCGCCACCCUCAAGAAGCAGAUGAAGUUCUUGGAGCAGCAGCAGGACGAGACCAAGCAGGCCCGGGAGGAGGCCCGCCGGCUGCGGAGCAAGAUGCAGACCAUGGAGCGGAUUGAGCUCCUACUCAAGAGCCAGCGGCCUGAGGUGGAGGAGAUGAUCCGCGACAUGGGCGCGGGCCAGGCAGCGGUGGAGCAGCUGGCCGUGUACUGCGUGUCGCUCAAGAAGGAGUAUGAGAAUCUGAAGGAGGCCCGGAAGGCCUCCGGGGAGCUGGCCGACAAGCUCAAGAAGGACCUGUUUUCCUCCAGAAGCAAGUUGCAGGCGGUCUACGCUGAGCUGGACCAGGCCAAGCUGGAGCUGAGGUCGGCCCAGAAAGAUCUGCAGGGCGCCGACAAGGAGAUCGCGAGCCUGAGAAAGAAGCUGAAGAUGCUGCAGGAGACCCUGAGCCUGCCGCCGGGGGACAGCGAGACCGUGAACCGGCUGGUGCUGGAGAGCCCGGCCCCCGUGGAGAUGCUGAGCCUGAAGCUCCGCCGGCCAGCCUUCAGCGACGACAUUGACCUCAACGCCACCUUUGACGUGGACACCCCCCCGGCCCGGCCCCCUGGCCUUCAGCGCGGCCCCGCCAAGAAGCUCUGCCCGGAGAAGGCACACGCUCCCACUCAGGACGGGCCCGGGAAGCUGCCCAAAGGCUCCACGCAGGAGCCGCAGCUCUCGCUGGGCGGCCAGCGCUGUGCGGGCGAGCCGGACGACGAGCUGGCCGGCGCCUUCCCACUCUUCAUCCGGAACGCCGUCCUGGGCCCCAGGCAGCCCAAGAGGGCCCGGCCGGAGCCCCACCGCAGCGCGGACACAGUCAGAACCGGCUUCGACGGCCUCGGGGGCCGGACCAAGUUCAUCCAGCCUACCGACACGACUCUGAUCCGGCCCCUGCCGGUGAAGCCCAAGGCCAAGGCCAAGGCCAAGCGGAAGGCGGGGGCCCGGGCGGCGCUCCCUCCCUCCCAGGCCCUCCUGUGGUGGGCCAACAACACCGGUUGCAGCUGA